Molecule: messenger RNA, 2986 nt
Organism: Elephantulus edwardii (Cape elephant shrew)
Lineage: Eukaryota; Metazoa; Chordata; Mammalia; Macroscelidea; Macroscelididae
Gene: SYCP1
Product: synaptonemal complex protein 1
Exons: 31
Coding region: 2-2986 (994 amino acids)
Biological process (GO): meiotic DNA repair synthesis; synaptonemal complex assembly; chiasma assembly
Cellular component (GO): central element; transverse filament; male germ cell nucleus
Molecular function (GO): double-stranded DNA binding
Source: RefSeq, a predicted model, not a curated record
AAUGGAAAAGCAAAAACCCUUUAAAUUGUUUGUGCCACCGAGAUUAAACAGUAGUCAGGUGUCUGCAGUGAAACCGCAGACCUUGGGAGGAGAUGCUAAUUUCUUCAAGAACUUCAGCAGAUGUAUUGAAGAUGACUUUAGGUUGCCAUUUGCACUGACCAAUCUGUCAAAAAAUGGGGAAAACAUUGGUUCAGAUCCAACUUUACAAAAAGUUAACUUUUUACCCAUGCUUGAGCAGGUUGAUAAUUCUGAAAAUUGUCAUUACCCGGAAGGACUAAAAGAUUUGGAUUCUGAGGGUUCAGAGCCAAUGAGUAGACUGUAUUCAAAGUUAUAUAAGGAGGCUGAAAAGAUCAAGAAAUGGAAAGUGAAUGUAGAAUCUGAACUGAAACAGAAAGAAAAUAAGUUGCAAGAAAAUAGAAAAACAAUUGAAGCACAGCGAAAAGCCAUUCAGGAGCUACAGUUUGAAAAUGAAAAAGUUAGUUUGAAAUUAGAAGAAGGAAUUCAAGAGAAUAAAGAUUUAAUAAAAGAGAAUAAUGCUACGAGGCAUUUGUGCAAUUUACUCAAAGAAACCUGUGCUAGAUCUACAGAACAGACAAAAAAAUAUGAAUUUGAACGGGAAGAAACUAGGCAAGUUUAUUUGGAUCUAAAUAAUAACAUUGAGAAAAUGAUAAUAGCUUUUGAAGAACUUCGUGUACAAGCAGAAAAUUCCAGACUGGAAAUGCAUUUUAAGUUGAAAGAAGACUAUGAAAAAAUGCAACACCUUCAAGAAGACUACAAAAAAGAAAUAAAUGACAAGGAAAAUCAGGUGUCACUACUAUUGAUCCAAAGCACUGAGAAAGAAAAUAAGAUGAAAGAGUUAACUUUCCUCUUGCAAGAAUCCAGAGAUAAAGUUAAUCAAUUAGAGGAAAAAACAAAAUUACAGAAUGAAAACUUAAAAGAAUCAAUUAAGAAACAGGAUUGUUUGUCAUCAGAACUAGAAGAUGUUAAAGUGUCUUUGGAAAAAAGCCUGAGUAACCAGAAAGUUUUAGAGGAAAAUUUACAGAGAUCAAGCCAAACAAUCUCUCAGCUCACUGGGGAAAAAGCAGCUCAGAUGGAAGAAUUCAAUAAUGCUGAAACGGCUCAUUCAUUUAUGAUUACAGAAUUUAAAACUACUAUCUGCAACAUGAAAGAAUUAUUGGCAACAGAACAACAAAGAUUGGAAAGAAAAGAAGAUCAAUUGAAAGUACUUAACAUGGAGCUUGAGAAGAAAUCAACGGAAUUGGAAGAGAUGACUGAAUUUAAAAAUAACAUAAAAGUUGAACUUGAAGAACUGAGAAAAGUGUUGGCAGAAAACCAAAAGCUUUUAGAUGAUAAGAAACAAUUUGAGGAGAUGGCUGAAGAAUUAAAAGGAACAAAACAAGAAUUAAGUGUUCGUCUUCAAAUCAGAGAGAAAGAAGUACAUGAUUUGGAAAUACAAUUGAAUACUUUUGCGACAAGUGAAAAACAUUAUAUAAAGCAGGUUAAAGAUCUCAACACUGAACUUGAAAAUGAGAAGCUAAAGAAUUCUCAACUAACUGCAAGUUGUGAUAAGCUUUCAUUGGAGAACAAAGAGCUAACACAAGAAACAAGUGAUGUGACCCUACAACUCAAAAAACUGCAAGAAGAUAUUAAUAAUAACAAAAAGCAAGAAGAAAAGAUGUUGAAACAAAUAGAAAAUUUGGAAGAAACAGAAAUACGAUUAAGGGAAGAAUUAGAGUCUGUAAGAGAAGAGCUCAAAAAGAAAAGAGAUGAAGUUAAAUGUAAAUUGGACAAGAGUGAAGAAAAUUGUAACAACUUAAGGAAGCAAAUUGAAAAUAAAAACAAGCAUGUUGAAGAACUCCAGCAGGAGAAUAAAACCUUAAAAAGAAAGAGUACAGCAGAAAGCAAGCAACUGAAUGUUUAUGAGAUAAAGGUCAGUAAAUUGGAGUUAGAACUGGAAAAUGCCAAACAAAAAUUUGAAGAAAUGACUGAGAGCUACCAGAAAGAAAUUGAGGAUAAAAGGACAUCAGAAGAAAAUCUUUUGGGAGAGGUUGAGAAAGCAAAUAUAAUAGCUGAUGAAGCAGUUAAGUUACAGAAAGAAAUUGAUAUGCGAUGUCAGCAUAAAAUAGCUGAAAUGGUAGCACUUAUGGAAAAACACAAGCACCAAUAUGAUAAAAUUGUUGAAGAAAGAGACUCAGAAUUAGGACUUUAUAAAAGCAAAGAACAAGAGCAAUCAUCAGUGAAAGCUUCUUUGGAAAUUGAGCUAUCUAACCUAAAAAAUGAACUUUCAUCCAUUAAGAAGGAACUUGAACUAGAAAGAGAAGAAAAAGAAAAACUCAAAAGAGAAGCAAAAGAAAACACAGUUAUUCUUAAAGAAAAAAAGGACAAGAGAACACAGACAUCUUUGGUGGAAACAACUGAAACUAGUUCUCAGAAACUGUAUUCUAAAGCAACUCCUUUACAAAAUAUAUCUAAAACUUUUACAUCAACUGAUAGUGGCAAAUCUAAAGAGAAAAGAGAUUCUUUAUGGACAUCUACUGCAUCAGCUGAUCGUGACAAAUCAAAAGCGAAAAGAGAUUAUUUAUGGACAUCUACAAAAAGUGUUUUAUCUACACCAUUUCCAAAGGCCUAUACUGUGAAGACACCACCAAAUGCAAAAAUGCAACCAAAGGAAAAACAGAAUUUAUCCAUUGAAGACAAUAAUAAGAAGAGGAAAAUGGUCUUUGAAUUUGAUGUUAAUUCAGAUAGUUCAGAAACAGUUGAUAUCUUGAGCAUGGUUACAGAGGAAGAAAAUGUAAAAAAGCAGUACAAACAUAAUUGUCCUGUUUCCCAGCUUCGUGUUACAACACCAAAACAGACAUAUUCAACUCUAAGAACUCCUGGGUCUACAGUGAAGUUUGGAGCUAUGCAAAAAAUUCAAGAUGACCGUUGGGCUGCAGUUAUGGAUAGAAAAAAGAAAGUAAAAGAAGCAAAAAACCUGUUUGUUUAA